CUGAACCGAUGUACAAGUGAUCAACAAAAGGUACUUCCCCACCACCACGCGCACACACACACCUCCAAGCCAUAUUUCAGAGGCCUGCUGCAAAGGGGGGGAGGGUAACAGAGCUGUACAGAAUAUGAUCCCAAGAAUCUUAUACUGGAACAUGCUGGGUAACCCAAAUACCGGGGUCCCUGCAGGCCCCCCUUUAAUAUCUCCUCCCCUAGCCAGGCCAUUGCCCACAACCUGGUCCCCACACAGCAGAGCAGCUCUAGUCAGAGGGUUUCAUAACCAAACCCUGCGCUCCAGUACUGCCCGGGGAGACCCGGGUUCUUAGCCGCAGCAGCGCAGGGGGAGGGGAGGUUCAGGUAACCGGGAGCAGCAGGCCCGGGCCGGGGGAGCCCUGCAACGAGCGCCGGGGCCGGGAGGUGUCAGGCGAGCCGCGGGGGGAGCCGGGACGGGCUCAGAGAGCCGCAGGAGCGGCGGCCCCGCAGGUCCUUAGCGGCGGCCAGGUUCGCAGCAGCGGGAGGACGGCUCGGCUCGGCUCGGCUGGGAAAGGGGAGCAGCCGGUGUCGGCGGGCGGCCCAGCCGGACGGCAGGUAGGGGCGCGGCUGCGGGCGGGUGAACAUCCCCAGCUAGGGAAGGGGGACACGGGCACACGCAUGAGCCGAUAGCCGUGGGUGCCCCCACGCAGGGCAGGUCGCAGCCUGUCUCCUCCCCAGGCAGCUGUCACCCCGGGGGGUGCGGGAGCCGUCAGGGCGCGGGCCAGGGCGGGGAUGGACGCGCCUGGAGCGGGAACUGCCACCACCCCGAGUCUCCCUGGGGCUCCUGCCCAGGUGCCCGGCUGCAGCUCCCCCACACGUCUGUGCCCGAUCCGGGGGGGCUCCCCUAGGGCCGCCCUCCCCGCGGGCACCGCCGCUGCCCCAGGCUGGGGACACGGAGCGGGGGCUGCAGCGCGUUGGCUCGGGGCUCCCCUGUGUGCGAGGGGAGGGUCUCCGGGGGGCUGCGGACGCCCCCCCGCCGGGUGUGCGCGCGUGGCCGCUCAGGGGAGGGCGGCACCCCCCUGCGCCGCGCUGGGCGCUCCCCGCCCGGCUGCCGCGUUCUCAGGUGCGCUCGCCUCUCGCUUUGCUCCGCAGCGCCGCCGCCGCCUCCUUCCCGGAGCCCGCCUGGCUCUCCGGCGGAGCAGGGCGCAUGGCGGCGGCUCUGCUCAGCGAGCUGGAGAUCAAGCACCGCUCCAUGGCCGAGGAGGAUCCCAACGGCAACCAGCACGGGGUGGCGGCCCGCAGCAGCACCGUGCCUCGCUGGGGCCCGCAGCACGCCGGGGCCCGCCAGCUGGCCCAGCUCUACUCGCCCGGUAAACGGUUGCAAGAAUGGGUUUCUGUUAUCCUUUGCAUAAUCUUGGUCACAGUUGACUUUCUGCUCCUGUUAAUCCAUUUUUCAGCAAAUCAUCUUUAUAAAAUAAUAGCAGGUGUAGUUGCUGGAAUUAUUACGGCUGAUUUUGCCUCAGGCAUGGUUCACUGGGGAGCUGAUACCUGGGGUUCCGUUGAUAUCCCUGUCAUUGGCAAGGCAUUUAUCAGGCCAUUUAGAGAGCAUCAUAUUGAUCCAACAGCAAUAACCAGACAUGACUUCAUUGAGACCAAUGGAGAUAACUGUUUGAUAACCAUAAUUCCACUGGCCUUCAUGUUAUAUAAAUUCCUCUCUCAAACACCAGAAUAUAUACAUGAGACAUAUGCUUGGGAGUGCUUUAUGUUUGCGCUAGCUAUUUUUGUCACAAUGACUAAUCAGAUUCAUAAGUGGUCCCAUUCCUACUUUGGGCUGCCUCUAUGGGUCACAGUUUUGCAAGAUCUGCACAUCAUUUUACCGAGGAACCACCACAGAAUCCAUCACGUAGCACCCCAUGAAACCUAUUUUUGCAUCACUACAGGCUGGCUAAAUUACCCCUUGGACAGAAUAGGAUUUUGGAGGAAAAUGGAAAAUAUUAUAGAAGCAUUAACAGGUCAGAAACCUCGAACUGAUGAUUUACAGUGGGCAUGGAAGAUGCAAUAAAGCACUCUUUAAAAAAAAAAAAAAAAGAACUAAUAUGUCAUCUACAGGAAACAAGCAUCUCUUUAGCACAAUGGAUUUUAACCUCUGGCACAAUGAGUUUAUGAAAACUUUGAAAUUCUGCAGAGCAUUGUUUGCAAUGUCACAGAAGAAUUUUAUGAUUUGCCAGCUUGGAUAUCUUUAAGAGUUGAAACACAAUGAUAUUUGGAACAUACAACCAUUGAAUAUAAUUGCUAAUCUUACUUGGUUUUAAGAGACUAUUAUGCCUGAUGUAUUUAUUAGAACGUCUGUAUCCUGUUACUGUGCUUAGGUGGAUACUCACAAUGCAUCUGACUUCAUAAAUGUACCCAGAAAAAAAAAAGAUACGUUAAUUAACAUAAAGUACAUUUUGGCUUCAGUGUAAGUAAGAUACAUAAAUUGGCUUUGUGCCAUUGUAUAUUGAAGAGUUUGUAUUGUUUAAUUUGAAUGAUGCAAUGUUUCAGUAUAGGCCUAAGGAGUAAUUUGACUAGAUCUUUAUUUUUAAACAGCCGAAUUUUAAACUUCUGUGUUUUGGUCAUGAUUUUUAAACUGAGAUUCCAUUUUUGUUGCCACCAUUUUGCAACCCACAAUGAUUUGGUCACUUAGUUUUUCCCUUUAAUUCAUUCAUCUAUUUCCCUACAGGUAUAAAAUGUGGAGGCAAUCUACCGUAGGUACAAAAUUGCACCAAUAGCAAUGAAGCUCAGGUUUGAAAAUGAUGCCUUUUACACUGUUUAAUGCUAGGAAGUCUUAACCACUGUUGUUGGUUGUUGUUAAAUAUUUAUAUUUCAGUGGCUCCAAUCCAAAUUAGUGGUUUCCAUUUUGUACGCUCUGCACAAGGACCUAGUGCCUACCUCAAUGAUCUUAUGAUUUGAGUAGACAAGCAACAUACAAAUAAUGGGGUCUGUAACUGUGGUUUUAAAUUCUUUACAAUGAGUGAAAUAUGCCUUUCAAAAUCAAGACAUUCAUUUUAGUUAAAUUAAGAUUUCAAUGAGAGAAAUAUGAGCAUCUUAAAGCCAUUUGUAAUAUACUUAUCAAAUGAAAACCCCUUACGAAAUGGCUAGAGUGGGGCAUAUUGUAGGGUGGUUGGUUUUUUUAAUGCUAGGAAGCAGAUUUACCAUGUGUCUUUGACCUGAUUCUGGUGUCACACUUAUCUGCUGCUGUAAUGCCAUUGAGUUCUAUGGAAUUGUAUCUGACUGAUCCUUGAUGAAGAAAUGAGAUAAAAACCAGUCUGUGGUUCUUAAAUUUGGAAUCUA
Molecule: messenger RNA, 3299 nt
Organism: Malaclemys terrapin pileata
Lineage: Eukaryota; Metazoa; Chordata; Testudines; Emydidae
Product: plasmanylethanolamine desaturase-like
Exons: 6
Coding region: 1177-2031 (284 amino acids)
Molecular function (GO): oxidoreductase activity
Source: RefSeq, a predicted model, not a curated record